AUGGAUGGAAACUUCAAAGCCGAGCAUCUCCAUGCAGUAAAUCCCGGCGACGAGGUAUCUCUGAUGGACGGCCGUGGGUUUAUGGUAGGAGACGCCUUGUACAAGGAGCAUUUGGCCGUUGCACAAGACACCAUGCAACGAUGGGAAUGCAACAACCACCGCGCGGUGAAUCAGGCGAAUGCAUCGCAUCAAAGAUUGGAAGCAACCGGCAUCGGCGGUUGUGCCUGUGCACGGCAUGGCUGUUUUGUUCCUCACGCCAUGGUCGAUUUUCAGAAGGGAGAAAGACAGAUGAACAUGGAUUAUGCACUGUGCCAGGCGUUGAAAAUCAACGCCAAUGGAAUCCGCCGUGUGUUGACAUUUUAUGAUGUCAACUGUCAGUACCACAAGCGUCUAAGGGACCGCAUCGCCGACAGUCCAAUCAUGGAGAUCCCUAAAGAAAUGAAGAUUAUCCCUGGCAUUGGACUGUGGCAUGUUCAUGGCCAUCAAGACAGUUGCUAUGUGAGAUAUGCAUCAAAUUUCAUCAAGGGCGCCGGGCGGAUUGAUGGCGAAAUCAUGGAGACAUUAUGGGCGCCGUUGAAUAUCAUUUCGCCGGCCGCCCGUGGAAUGGGAACUCCGCAUUGCAAGGAAUGCUUGGACUAUCAAAUGAAUGAUUGCAAUUUCAUGAAAAUGAUCAGAAUGAGCAAGUCGCUGUGCAAGAAGUACAACAAGGCGGUCAGGGGGACCGCCGACAGUAAACUGGCGUUUGAAAUGCUUGAUGAGACGGCCGAUCCGGUGAAAGUCCGGGAAUGGGAAGCCCAAGAGAGAGCGGCGCACCAGCGGCCCCGCCGUGACCCAACGGCAAUGGAUAUUUAUGAAGUACAACUACAGAAAGCGCCGACGAGAAAGCAGCAGGAAAUACGAUUAUUAGCGGAACAAGGGCAGCGUCCAGGUCCUAUCCGGCAACGAGGGGCUGCGACAUGGCUGGCAGAGGGAUUGACAAUUGAGGAGGCACAGGUCACAUUGCAAAUGGCUAUUAGAAGACUCGGUGGUCGGCCGACAGACACGCAGCAGUUGCGUAUUGCCCGUGGCCGAGACAUUUUACAAAGGGAUAUAGACCGUUGGAGACAAGCCGGACUUGCGUUUCUCGGCGACAGCAUCGGCGACGCGCCCGGCGAUGGUGAAGAAUGUAACAUGGACCUGGACCUCAUCAUGCUUGAAGAAGGAUCAGAUGCCGGAAUAGAAAAUCAGCCAAGCUCCUAUCACCCAGAGAUGACAGUAAUUCCCCUGCCAUCUAACUUAGGCCGGGAUACAUGUACAGCCAUCGGCAUCGAUGAUUUGGUCAAGCAAGAGCUUAUUCUCCGGCAAGGCCAGGCCAAUGAUGCUCUUCAAAAUAUCAGAGUGCAUUUGGCUGACAAAGCGGUCAUUUUUAGGAAGACUGUCAGGGUUGCUAAAUCUCAAGCAACUUCUACCCGAGCUUGGGCUCAAGUGCACUCGGUGGAUAGGGCGGUCAGCAUCCAGGCCAGCAUCUAUUCACAAUGCUGCAAACAACUUUGCAAACUCGGCGCCAAUGAUACGUUGCUCCGGCGAUAUCAGGCGCUAGUCAAAGAGCAACUGAAGGAGAUUCCGAGAGCAGACUGGUUAAAUGAAUUUUACCGUGUACAUUGGCUUCGGGCGAAGGCUUUAAAGGAUCGUUGGGUGGAGGAGAUGUUGCUUGUGCGGCAUGAAAUGGACUGGACUUGCAACUUCUUUCUUCACAAGGCUGUGGAGUGGAAACGCCUUGGCACCGUCGCGAAGGAAGACAACAAACAAGGUUCAAUGGCUUACGCAGGGAGGCAGGAAAAAAUCUAUGAAAGUUUGUUGGAGGAGGCUAGGCAGGCAUUUCACCGGAUGAAAGCUUAA
Molecule: messenger RNA, 1878 nt
Organism: Suillus plorans
Lineage: Eukaryota; Fungi; Basidiomycota; Agaricomycetes; Boletales; Suillaceae
Exons: 6
Coding region: 1-1878 (625 amino acids)
Source: RefSeq, a predicted model, not a curated record